Messenger RNA from Alligator sinensis (Chinese alligator), 2330 nucleotides. It is a transcript of the gene GNAT2, whose product is annotated as G protein subunit alpha transducin 2. The transcript has 9 exons. Lineage: Eukaryota; Metazoa; Chordata; Crocodylia; Alligatoridae. Gene Ontology annotation, cellular component: photoreceptor inner segment; heterotrimeric G-protein complex; photoreceptor outer segment. Gene Ontology annotation, biological process: detection of chemical stimulus involved in sensory perception of bitter taste; adenylate cyclase-modulating G protein-coupled receptor signaling pathway. Bases 1 to 1065 code for a protein of 354 amino acids. Gene Ontology annotation, molecular function: GTPase activity; G protein-coupled receptor binding; G-protein beta/gamma-subunit complex binding. The record is from RefSeq and is a predicted model, not a curated record.
AUGGGGAGUGGAGCAAGUGCCGAAGAUAAGGAGAUGGCCAAGAGGUCCAAGGAGCUGGAGAAGAAGCUACAGGAAGAUGCAGACAGGGAGGCAAAGACGGUCAAGCUGCUCCUGCUAGGUGCUGGGGAGUCAGGCAAGAGCACAAUUGUCAAGCAGAUGAAGAUUAUCCAUCAGGACGGUUACUCGCCAGAGGAGUGCAUGGAGUUCAAGGCAGUCAUCUACGGCAACAUACUGCAGUCCAUCCUGGCCAUCAUCCGGGCUAUGACCACCCUGGGGAUAGAUUACAGUGAAAGUGGGCGAGCGGACGAUGGGCGCCUGCUGUUCAACUUGGCAGACUCCAUUGAGGAGGGGACCAUGCCCCAGGAGCUGGUGGACUGUAUAAAGAGGCUGUGGAACGAUGCGGGAGUGCAGGCCUGUGUCGAGAGAGCCUCUGAGUACCAGCUCAAUGAUUCUGCUUCAUACUACCUGAGCCAGAUGGAAAGGAUUACAGCUCCUGGCUACCUCCCCACCGAACAGGACGUGUUACGGUCCCGAGUGAAGACCACCGGCAUCAUAGAGACCAAGUUCUCCGUCAAAGAUCUAAACUUCAGGAUGUUUGAUGUGGGAGGACAGAGGUCAGAGCGCAAAAAGUGGAUCCACUGCUUUGAAGGUGUGACCUGCAUCAUCUUCUGCGGAGCUCUCAGCGCCUAUGACAUGGUGCUGGUGGAGGAUGAUGAAGUGAACCGCAUGCAUGAAUCCCUACAUCUGUUCAACAGUAUUUGCAACCACAAGUUCUUCGCUACCACUUCUAUUAUUUUGUUCCUUAACAAGAAGGACCUCUUUGAGGAAAAGAUCAAGAAAGUACAUCUCAGCAUCUGCUUUCCAGACUAUGAUGGUCCCAACACAUAUGAUGAUGCAGGAAAUUACAUCAAGAUUCAGUUUCUUGAUUUGAACAUGCGAAGAGAUGUGAAGGAAGUCUACAGCCAUAUGACCUGUGCCACAGACACGCAGAACGUCAAAUUUGUGUUUGACGCAGUCACGGAUGUCAUUAUCAAGGAAAAUCUCAAAGAUUGCGGUCUCUUCUAAAUCAGCUUUGCAGCAAAGAAAAUGACUUCUAUAUAGCAUCAUUGUUCUGCUGAGCAGAGCCAGAGGAGUGAGCAAAAGCUACUUAGGGCAAAAUUUUUCUAAGACCUACCCAGCAAGCGAAGCGCACACACUUCAAAGAACAAGUCCUGCGAGGAAAGGCACAGCUAAACUUCCUACCACCCAGCUGUCUGCCAUGGUAAUUUCCUCCUUUAUUAUUAUUUUUAAAUACUCUCUCUUCAGUUUGCACACUUUAAAGAUAACAGCCCACAGCAAUCCAGUGUGAUCUGAUACUCGACAGCAGUUUUUGGCACAUCAAAUGGGGAAGAGAUACCAGAACAUCACAUGUCUACACAGCUGCAUCUAAAAAGGCACUGCAGACCUAACAUGAGAAAAAAGUGAAACUGAUCCUUUGGUGGAAUCCCAGAGAAAUCCCUCACCUAUAAGAUGGGGGAAGCCAUUAAAAAAAAUUUGUGAGUGAUCUGACCUAAAAGUAAUUCCUGAAUGUGGAGAUCGGAAUCCAUUUACGUUCAAGAUAAUUAACGUCUUUCCUUAUGCGUUAAAGAGCAACAAGUUUACCAGUUGUAAAUAAGUCCCAAUAGUCAUUUGAAAUGUUCAAACCUUCCACUGGAGAAAGUUAAUGUGCAGAUCCCUGAACCUGGUGGAAUUUAUCCCCACAGCCUUAAGGAGCUGAUUGACUGCUUCUACUAUCCAACUUUCUCUAUGUACAAAUAGCCUGGAACCUUGACCCAUUUCACUCCCAACCCUUCCAAACUCAAACAGGCUUGCCCAUAUAGCCUAGCAAUACUUAUCCUCUCACUGCUACAUCUGCUCUUUGCUUCAGAGACUGUUGCUCAUGAUGCCUCACUGAUCUCUAGCCUAGAAGAUCAGAAGAACUUUUAAGAAAUAGUAUUGGAUUUAUUAGGAUUUAAGGAAACAUUUCACAGCGAGAAAUCAGAAGGAACAGGCUGGAGGCCGGAGACAAAAAAAUAGUUACAGUACUUGAAACGAUUCUCAUUCUGCUAUUUAAAGUGGUCUGCUCUUUAUCGUAUGUAAAUAAGUCUAUGCUAUCACUGUAGACAAAGCCUUGUAUCGUCUCAAUGUACAUUGCAGAAGUCAUGUACGGAGCUUCACUUAGAAACUGUAGCAAAGCCAAAAUAAAAAGAAAUGUGCAUGAAAUGAAUGGCUUAUUUGUUCUGCUUUAACACUUCAUUUCUUAAAGCGUUUCCUUCCUGUGUCAUUCUUGACUCCCAAAACCUAAGGGCAAG